AUGGCUGCAGCUCUCCAAGACCAAGCGCGAACUGCGCCUUCAGCAGCCAACGGCGCGGCCGACAAACCCAAAGAAAAUGGAUCAAUUGCCGCACCCAGGAAACCACGACAAAAGAGGCCUAACUACAACGAAAUCCAUGCAAAACCUCUUCCUUUGGAAGUCUUCCCUGUUCCGGCCUUCAUUCCUCACAACCCCAUCUCUAUCGUGCGAAUAGCCAUAGCUUUGAUAUCUCAAUCUAUCUGGCCGCCAAACUUUCGCCCCGUUGUGCACAGGGCCUACUUCUCCGCCCACACGCAGUCAAUCCACGUGACCGACCCAAAAGCCAUUCGUGCUUUAUGGGAGCAUGGCUUCUGGGGGUCGGGGUCUCUUAGUCGAAGUGAGCCGCAAUGGCUAGCCCAGGAGAAACGGAAGCGCGGGCUCGAAGCGAUCACAACGAGUGAGGAAGUGACACGCAAAAGGCGAGAGGAGCGACGACAGUUCAAGCUAGGAAGAGCGAAGGCGCAGAGAGAAGCUAUCGAACAACAGCUUCGUGAAGAGGGGAAACUGGAUGCUGAGACGAACCUAGAGGAGCUUGUGGAGGACGGUAGUGUGAGCGAGUCGCCCUUGGGCACCUUGUACUCGUCUGAUGCCCGUGCACCUCUGGGCAACGGCACCACGUCAGCUGGCGAUUCGGUCAUAGAAGCAGUCCAGAAGACGCUUGCUGAAGAGGAGCCCUCUUUCGACACGGGGUUCCAGGACCAAGAGCACCUCCAGCUCACGUUCGAAGAGGCCUUCUUCCUCAGCUACGUGCUUGGAGUUCUCAAUAUUUACCACCAUGAGACGAUUCUCAGUACACCAGAUUUGAUUCGUCUUGUUUGUGCACAGUCGAAUUUCUUAUCAAGUGGCAGUAGUAGUUCUACUGCGGCCCUUCUCAACAAUCCGACGCAAUACACAAUAGAACCCGACAACAGCUUCGUACUAAAAUACGUCGUCUUCCACCAUUUCCGUUCACUCGGUUGGGUCGUCCGUCCAGGCAUCAAAUUCGCAUGCGACUAUCUCCUCUACCUGCGCGGUCCGGCUUUUACCCACGCCGAGUUCGCCAUCAUGAUCAUCCCUGCGUAUUCAGAUCCUUACUGGUCUGCAACGUCUGAGCGAGCUGCAGCAUGCAAGAAGAAAGAGCAACGAGAUUGGUGGUGGCUGCAUCGACUGAAUCGUGUGCAGACGCAGGUUCACAAGACGCUGCUAUUGGUCUACGUGGAGGUUCCACCGCCGUGGGAUGACAACACGGGGAAUGUAGACGUGGGAGACGCUUUGAAGAUGUACCGUGUCAGAGAAUUCGUGUGGAGACGUUGGUCACCCAACAGGAACAGGUAA
This is a messenger RNA of Didymosphaeria variabile, 1353 nucleotides long. It is a transcript of the gene SEN2, whose product is annotated as tRNA splicing endonuclease subunit sen2. Gene Ontology annotation, molecular function: tRNA-intron lyase activity; nucleic acid binding. The coding region runs from base 1 to 1353 and encodes 450 amino acids. Gene Ontology annotation, biological process: tRNA-type intron splice site recognition and cleavage; tRNA splicing, via endonucleolytic cleavage and ligation. Gene Ontology annotation, cellular component: tRNA-intron endonuclease complex. The record is from RefSeq and is a predicted model, not a curated record. NCBI's taxonomy places the organism in Eukaryota, Fungi, Ascomycota, Dothideomycetes, Pleosporales, Didymosphaeriaceae. The transcript has a single exon.